Spea bombifrons (plains spadefoot toad) is the source of this 1701-nucleotide messenger RNA. RefSeq names its product dynein assembly factor with WDR repeat domains 1-like. The record is from RefSeq and is a predicted model, not a curated record. Gene Ontology annotation, molecular function: protein binding. The coding region runs from base 41 to 1654 and encodes 537 amino acids. The transcript is spliced from 12 exons. NCBI's taxonomy places the organism in Eukaryota, Metazoa, Chordata, Amphibia, Anura, Pelobatidae.
UAGAACAAUAUUUGAAAGCAAUCAGAAAACAGAUAAAGUUAUGGCGAUGCAGAAACACCUAAGCAUUCGUGAUUGCCACCCUCGAGCCAUUACUGCACUUGGUUUCCAUUCUGCAAAACGGGAGUUUCUCACUGGUUUUGAAGAUGGAGUGAUAAAGUGGUGGGACCUGGACAGUGGGCGUCUGUCUCAGUCAGCUUCUGAACACUCUGGAAUGGUCACUAGUCUGUUGUACUGGGCACAGACUAGAUUGGUUUUAUCUUCUUCAAAUGAUGGCUUUUUGAUAGUGUGGACCUCAGGAGCUGUUGUGCUAGACAAGAUCAAGUUGGGAAGCCCCAUCUUCAGCAUUGCAAUCAACUUGAGGCGACAUCUCCUGGUGUGUGGUUUCAGCAAGCAUCUUUCUGUCUACCCGUUGGAUGAGCAGAAAGCUUCUGGCCACAUGAUUGACUUGAAGAAGAAAUUCUCAGACAACGUGCACACUGACAUUGUGUCAUGCGUGUUGUGUCUAGACAGUCAGAUCUACACAGUUGGAUACGACAGAAAAUUUAUAAUAUUUGACACUUACCAGACUCCCGAAAAAAUGUGUCUCAAAGUUGUCCAUUGCAAUUCUCAUGCACAUGAAGCUGGCAUCACGCAUCUCCUGCUUGUCCGGGAACAUGAGAGUACAAGGUUCUUGACAGGGUCUUUUGAUGGCACUGUUGGUGUGUGGUCUCAGGAUGGGCAACUGAUUCAAAGGCUGCGAAACUUCACUGGUGUGAUCACUGGGAUAUGCUAUGUGGCACCUGUCAAAACGGUGUGGAUCACUAGUGGUAUCGGUCAUCCUCUUCUGCUGGACCCACGCUCUGGGGAUAUUGAUCCAGUCGACACAACCAGGUCUCUGUUUACCGAUGAGAUGGAUGUGUUGGUUAUGGCUGCAACGAAUGGGGACAUCUAUUUGUGGGAGUUUGAUGAGUCAGAGACCGCUUCAAUUCCUGAUGAAACAGCAGAGCCAGAUGACUCCCAGAAUCUAAUGAAGAAGUAUGAACAUUUUCUGGCUCCAGAAUCUAUAGCAGAAAGCCCCAUAGGUUUCUCCAAGAAAAGUCACGUGUUAAACAAACAUCUAGUAGGUAUGACCUGCAGGAACGUGUUGGCCGGUCAUUUUAAAACUGUGACAGCUCUAGCUAUAAUUGGAAAGGAGUGCGGAUUUAACACUGUUUAUUUGCUUAGUGGUGGUUGGGAUCGCAGACUUUGUGUUUGGGAUCUGGAAAAAUGCACCCUCAUAGAGACAUUUUCAAGACCCGAACAAGAGCAGUGGAGUGAGCUGAAAGAAGUUGCCUGUGAUGGAUACAUAAUGGAUAUAUGCUAUUCCCCAAAGAGGAAAGAGUUUGCCUAUGCGUCCAGCGAUGGGAAAAUUUACAUCCGCAAUUUCUCCACUGUCAGCUCUGAAAUGACACUUGUCAACAUCCUAAUAGGCCAUGAAGCAGAAGUCACAACAGUUAUAUGGCAUCAUCUGAUAGACAAAUGGAUCAGUGGCUCUGAGGAUGGAACCAUCCGGAUAUGGAGUGAGCAUGGGGCACACUGUGAGAAGGUCCUUGUCACUAAAGAAGUUGUCACUUGCCUAUGUAUUGACAAGGUGAACGGAUGCAUUGUGGCUGGAGUCCAAGACACAAUUCGGUAAGAUGUGACAAAUAAAGGUACUCGUAGGGUAGAAAAGGAAUCAAUCUU